Pyrus x bretschneideri (Chinese white pear) is the source of this 1398-nucleotide messenger RNA. RefSeq lists its product as uncharacterized. The record is from RefSeq and is a predicted model, not a curated record. Bases 56 to 1303 code for a protein of 415 amino acids. Lineage: Eukaryota; Viridiplantae; Streptophyta; Magnoliopsida; Rosales; Rosaceae. The transcript is spliced from 6 exons.
GCUUCACACAAAUCUCGAAGCCGACACGAAUCAAGUCCCAAAAUCAAGUGUAUAGAUGUCGCAGUUGAUCACUCGUCGUCGCAGUGUGACCAAUGCGUCUCCCGCAUUAUCAGCAUCUACUGCUCCACCCAUGAGUGCUCCAUUGAUUCAAGAGCCUACACCCCUUGCUGAGGCUACUUCUACGGCGUCUCAGGUGCCCGUCUCAUCGACGUCAUCAGUGUCGGUUCAGCCGCUCAGUGUACGGCGGCCUCACCGGCGCCACCGCGAGCCAGAGCCUUCUGAUCACACUUCCUCGGCAUCCAGAGUCGAGGGUGAGGCCUCCCAGCCAGCUAAAAAAAACACCAGGGGGCCUAGUCGAAUGUUGAAGCAGAAACAAAACGUACGUAAGACCGCCUCCAAGAUUAAGAUUGUGUAUGACUUGCGACAUCGUGGAGCGGCUACCUCACAGCAGCAUAGCUUCAUCGCUAGUAGCUGUGGUGUUGUUAUUCGAGACAAUUGUCCUUUUCAGUGGGAGUCUUGGGAAGAAAUUCCCGAGGACACAAAGGAACUGGUGCGACACGAGUUGUCGAAGAAAUCUGUUGCUGGCCAGAAAGCUCGGGAGUCAAAGAUACUUCUCCACCAUUCUGGUUCGAAGCCCUUUUCGUAUAGGCUUGAGGAACGACGUCAGGAGGGUUCUAAGUUCCCAGAGAUCGACAUGUUCAAGGACGUUUACGUUCGCCCUGGUAAUGAAACCGCUGAGCAGUUUUAUGAUACUAUGGUGGAAAAGAGCACUGCUGUUCUCCAAGAAGCAGCAUCGCAGCUUCCCCCAGAGACUUCGAUCGAGGAGGUCAUGGUACCAGAGGAUGUAGGUUUUCAGAUCAUGACUGAAGUCCUGGAUCAGAACCUUGGUCGUCAUGGCCAAGUUGUUCGGGGUAUGGGGAAAUCACGAGUUCGUCAGACGGGUGCCUCUUCUUCCAGAUCGAACACAGCAGAGGUUGAUGCAUUGAUGGAGGAAGUGACAACCUUAAAGGGUAAGCUUGCGAUGCAGGAAGAGCAUAUGAGGGAGCAGAUGAGGGCCCAAGGCGAGCAGAUGAGGGAGCAGAUGAGGGCCCAAAGCGAUCAGAUGAGGGAGCAGAUGAGGGCCCAGGACGAUCAGAUGAAAGCGCAGCUGAGGGCCCAGAACGAGGAGGUGAGGACCUAUGCUGAGACGGUGAGAGACCUUGUACGAGCCAUACAGACGGCUGGCCUACAAGUCUCGCUACCAGUACCUCAUCUUGAUCCACCUUCGACCUCAGCGCCACCUCACCCUCCCGAUACUCAGUAGCUUGAUGUUUUAUACCUAGUUCACUUGUAGUUUUUUCUUUUUUGUUUGGACAUCCUCUAUGUACAUUUUUAUAUAUUUUAUAAUUAAAUACUUUU